Molecule: messenger RNA, 3921 nt
Organism: Lipotes vexillifer (Yangtze River dolphin)
Lineage: Eukaryota; Metazoa; Chordata; Mammalia; Artiodactyla; Lipotidae
Gene: CNTNAP5
Product: contactin associated protein family member 5
Exons: 24
Coding region: 1-3921 (1306 amino acids)
Source: RefSeq, a predicted model, not a curated record
AUGGAUUCUGGACUACGGCUGACCAGCGUUUUCACUUUGUUCUUCUCCGGCUUGUGGCAUUUAGGAUUAACAGCGGCAAAUUACAACUGUGAUGACCCAUUAGCAUCCUUGCUCUCUCCAGUGGCUUUUUCCAGCUCCUCAGACCUCAAUGGUACUCACAUCCCAGCUCAGCUCAACCGAAGAGUUGGAACUGGCGGUUGGUCCCCAGCAGAUUCCAAUGCUCAGCAGUGGCUCCAGAUGGACCUGGGCAACAGACUGGAGAUUACAGCAGUGGCCACGCAGGGAAGAUACGGAAGCUCUGACUGGGUGACGAGCUACAGCCUGAUGUUCAGUGACACAGGACGCAACUGGAAACAGUACAAGCAAGAAGACAGCAUCUGGACCUUUGCAGGAAACAUGAACGCUGACAGUGUGAUGCACCACAAGUUACUGCACUCUGUGAGAGCCCGGUUCGUUCGCUUUGUGCCCCUGGAGUGGAAUCCAAGUGGAAAGAUCGGCAUGAGGGUUGAGGUCUAUGGAUGCUCCUAUAAAUCAGACAUCGCUGACUUUGAUGGCCGAAGCUCCCUUCUGUACAGGUUCAAUCAGAAGCUGAUGAGUACUCUCAAAGAUGUGAUCUCCCUGAAGUUCAAGAGCAUGCAAGGAGAUGGGGUCCUGUUCCACGGAGAAGGACAACGUGGAGACCACAUCACCCUGGAGCUCCAGAAGGGGAGGCUCGCCCUGCACCUCAACUUGGAUGACAGCAAACCUCGGCUCAGCAGCAGCCCCCCCUCGGCCACCCUGGGCAGCCUCCUGGAUGACCAGCACUGGCACUCCGUCCUUCUCGAGCGGGUCGGCAAGCACGUGAACUUCACUGUGGACCGGCACACACAGCACUUCCGGACCAAGGGUGAGGCGGAUGCCUUAGACAUCGACUAUGAGCUUAGUUUUGGAGGAAUUCCAGUACCAGGCAAACCUGGGACCUUUUUAAAGAAAAACUUCCACGGAUGUAUUGAAAACCUUUACUACAAUGGAGUAAACAUAAUUGACCUGGCUAAAAGGCGGAAGCAUCAGAUCUACACCGGCAAUGUCACAUUUUCCUGCUCGGAACCACAAAUUGUUCCCAUCACAUUUGUCAACUCGAGCAGCAGUUAUUUGCUGCUGCCCGGCACCCCCCAAAUUGAUGGGCUCUCGGUGAGUUUCCAGUUUCGAACUUGGAACAAGGAUGGUCUUCUUCUGUCCACGAUGCUCUCUGAGGGCUCAGGGACCCUGCUGCUGAGCCUGGAGGAUGGAACCCUGAGACUCGUGAUUCAGAAAAUGACAGAACGUGCAGCUGAAAUCCUCACAGGCAGUGACUUGAAUGAUGGCUUGUGGCAUUCAGUGAGCAUCAACGCCAGAAGGAACCGCAUCACUCUCACUCUGGAUAACGAUGCAUCAUCCCCGGCUCAGGACACUACCCGGAUGCAGAUUUAUUCUGGAAAUCGCUAUUACUUUGGAGGGUGCCCUGACAAUCUCACCGAUUCCCAGUGCUUACAGCCCAUUAAUGCUUUCCAAGGCUGCAUGAGGCUCAUCUUUAUUGAUAACCAGCCCAAGGACCUCAUUUCAGUUCAGCAAGGUUCCCUGGGGAAUUUUAGUGAUUUACACAUUGAUCUGUGUAGCAUCAAAGACAGGUGUUUGCCAAACUACUGUGAACAUGGAGGAAGCUGCUUCCAGUCCUGGGUGACCUUCUACUGUAACUGCAGUGACACAGGUUACGUGGGCGCCACCUGCCAUAACUCCCUCUACGAGCAAUCCUGUGAGGUGUACAGACACCAAGGCAACACAGCUGGUUUCUUCUACAUCGACUCAGAUGGCAGUGGGACCCUGGGACCCUUCCAAGUGUACUGCAACAUCACAGAGGACAAGAUCUGGACAUUGGUGCAGCACAACAACACAGAGCUGACCCAUGUGCGAGGUGCCAACGCUGAGAAGCCCUACUCCAUGACCUUGGACUACGGAGGCAGCUUGGAGCAGCUGGAGGCCGUGAUUGACAGCUCGGAGCACUGUGAACAGGAGGUGGCCUACCACUGCAAGAGGUCCCGCCUGCUCAACACGCCAGAUGGAACCCCAUUGACCUGGUGGAUCGGACGGUCCAAUGAAAGACACCCCUACUGGGGAGGUGCCCCUCCCGGAGUUCAGCAGUGUGACUGUGGCCUAGACGAGAGCUGCCUGGACAUUCGACACUUUUGCAAUUGUGACGCUGACAAGGACGAAUGGACAAAUGAUACUGGCUUUCUUUCCUUCAAAGACCACUUGCCUGUCACUCAGAUAGUUAUCACUGAUACCAACAGAUCAAACUCAGAAGCUGCUUGGAGAAUUGGUCCCUUGCGUUGCUAUGGUGACCGACACUUCUGGAAUGCGGUAUCAUUUUAUACAGAAGCCUCUUACCUCCACUUUCCUACCUUCCGUGCGGAAUUCAGUGCUGACAUUUCCUUCUUUUUUAAAACCACGGCUUUAUCUGGAGUUUUCCUAGAAAACCUUGGCAUUAAAGACUUCAUCCGACUUGAAAUAAGCUCUCCUUCCGAGAUCACUUUUGCCAUUGAUGUUGGGAAUGGCCCCAUAGAGCUCAUAGUCCAGUCCUCUUCUCCUCUGAAUGACAACCAAUGGCAUUAUGUCCGGGCCGAGAGGAACCUCAAGGAGACCUCACUCCAGGUGGACAACCUCCCAAGGAUGACCAGGGAGACCUCAGAGGAGGGCCAUUUCCGGUUACAGCUCAACAGCCAGCUGUUUGUAGGGGGAACAUCAUCAAGACAGAAAGGCUUCCUAGGAUGCAUACGCUCCUUACGCUUGAAUGGGCAGAAACUGGACCUGGAGGAGAGGGCAAAGGUCACGUCUGGAGUCCGGCCCGGAUGCCCGGGCCAUUGCAGCAGUUACGGCCGCAUCUGCCACAACGGAGGCAAGUGUGUGGAGAAGCACAAUGGGUACUUCUGCGACUGCACCAAUUCACCGUACGAAGGGCCCUUUUGCAGAAAAGAGGUUUCUGCUGUCUUUGAGGCUGGUACUUCAGUGACUUACAUGUUUCAAGAACCCUACCCGGUGACCAAGAAUAUAAGCCUCUCUUCCUCAGCGAUUUAUGCAGAUGCAGCCCCAUCCAAAGAAAACAUUGCAUUGAGCUUUGUGACAGCCCAGGCACCCAGCCUCCUGCUCUGUAUCAACUCUUCUUCUCAGGGAUACCUGGCUGUCUUGCUCUGCAAGAAUGGAAGCUUACAAGUUCGCUACCAGCUAAGCAAGGAAGAAACCCAUGUAUUCACCAUCGAUACAGAGAACUUUGCCAACAGAAGACUGCACCACCUGAAGAUUAACCGAGAGGGCAGAGUGUUUACCAUUCAGAUGGAUCAGCACCUCCGACUCAGUUAUAACUUCUCCUCAGAGGUUGAGUUCAGGGCCAUCAGGUCCCUCACUUUGGGCAAAGUUACAGAGAAUCUUGGACUGGAUUCUGAAGUUGCUAAAGCAAACACCCUGGGUUUUGUUGGUUGUCUGUCUUCAGUCCAAUACAACCAUAUAGCACCACUGAAGGCAGCCCUGCGCCAUGCCACCAUCGCACCUGUAACCAUCCAAGGGAUCUUGACAGAAUCCAGCUGUGGCUUGAUGAUGGAUUCGGAUGUGAAUGCAGUGACCACAGUGCAUUCUUCAUCAGAUCUUUUUGGGAAGACAGAUGAGCGGGAACCACUCACCAACGCAGUGCAAAGUGACUCGGCUCUCAUUGGAGGAGUAAUAGCAGUGGUGAUAUUCAUCAUCUUCUCAAUCAUCGGCAUCAUGAGUCGCGUCCUUUACCAACAUAAGCAGUCACAUCGUACCAACCAGAUGAAGGAGAAGGAAUAUCCGGAAAAUUUGGACAGUUCCUUUAGAAAUGACAUUGAUUUGCAAAACACAGUGAGCGACUGUAAGCGGGAAUAUUUCAUCUGA